GUAAAACGAUUUAGUCGACGUCAUCAAACUACGACCGGAAGCGUACUAAUGACGUCAUCUUUGUGAGACAUUUGUUUACACCAUGGCGGCGGUGGAUUUCAGAGACAACCUUCUUGGGAUAUCCUGGGUGGACAGCGGCUGGGUACCGAUUCUUAACCCUGGAAAUGUACUGGACUACUUCUCUGAGAGAAGUAACCCCUUCUAUGACCGAACCUGUAAUAAUGAGGUAGUGAAGAUGCAGCGGCUUACUCUGGAACAUCUGAAUCAGAUGGUGGGAGUGGAGUACAUUCUUCUCCAUGCUCAAGAGCCAAUUCUUUAUAUAAUCCGGAAACAACAGAGGCAGUCGCCAACACAAGUGACCCCCUUGGCUGACUACUACAUCAUAGUAGGAGUGGUGUAUCAGGCCCCAGACCUGGGAACAGUUAUCAGCUCCAGAGCGCUUUCUGCUGUCCAUGGAAUCCAGUCUGCUUUUGAUGAGGCCAUGUCAUAUUGCCGCUAUCACCCAUCCAAAGGAUACUGGUGGCACUUUAAAGACCAGGAGGAGAGAGAAAAAGCCAAACCCAAGUCUAAGAAGAAAGAGGAAGCGAGUUCACUGUUUCAGAGGCAACGUGUUGACACGCUCCUUUUGGACCUCAGGUCAAAGUUCCCACCAACAUUCUACCAGCCUAAGCCUGGUGAGAAGCCUAUCCCAGUUGAGGUGAAGAAAGAGCCUGAACCCCCCGCGGAGGCUGUAAAACAAGAGGAAAGAGAACCAGCCACAAAGUCCUCCGCCCCAGCUCCGCCAAGCAAACCGCCUCCUGAGAAGAGAGCAAGAUUACAGUGAGAGUCAUUCUUCUCACACUCUGGGAACAUUUGACUCGAGGAAAUGUGAAGUCCUACAGCUCUAACUGAAAGAACAGCCUGGGAAUAUUUUUGUUCCCUCUCCAAAUUUGCAAGAUCGUCUGCCGCUCUGCUCAUUUGAUCAGUUUACAGGAGGCUCAGAAUGAACUGGCACAAAAAGUGUCAGUAUCUUGUCUCAGUGCCAGAAACUACUUUUACACUGUAGCCUUAUUUGUACGCGUGAUAAGUUUGGCAUCAUGGACAUUUCAGGCAGCUGCACUACCACCAGGGGUUAACUGCCUGAUGUCAGCAGGCAUUUAGCAGUAUUCACUUAGGAUGAGGUUUUUUGGUGGUAAGCUGACAUCAGCAUCAGUGUCGGUUUACUGUUGACAUCAGCAGAAUAUUUGUGUCGUAGUGACUUCAGAUGAGUUUAGUUCCCAGGGUGCUUCACAGGGUGAUGUGUCAUAAUGCAUCAUCUCAUUUGAAAAGCAAAAAGCUUCUUGACUCAAGCACCUCUCUUUAAUUACAAAUAUUUAAUCUUUUUUUUUUUUUUUUUUAAAGGAAUGCCUUUUUUGUGUUUUUGUAUUAAAAUGUAUCAGCUACUGUG
This is a messenger RNA of Sander lucioperca (pikeperch), 1426 nucleotides long. It is a transcript of the gene med6, whose product is annotated as mediator complex subunit 6. Lineage: Eukaryota; Metazoa; Chordata; Actinopteri; Perciformes; Percidae. Bases 83 to 823 code for a protein of 246 amino acids. The transcript is spliced from 8 exons. The record is from RefSeq and is a predicted model, not a curated record. Gene Ontology annotation, biological process: regulation of transcription by RNA polymerase II. Gene Ontology annotation, molecular function: transcription coactivator activity. Gene Ontology annotation, cellular component: mediator complex; core mediator complex.